AGACCAGAGGAUUCUGCAAGGCACGCUAUGAGGAUCUUAAUUUUUGUCCUCACACUGAGUGUUUUCUCGUGUUCAGGGUUUCCAGUGUACGACUAUGAACUCCCUGUCACAGAAGAGGCUCUCAAUGCUUCCAUUGCGAGGAUCAAUUCUCAGUCAUGGGGGACAAACCUGUAUGGUGUUGUCAGGAGCCACGUCACAAGAGUUGACAUGUGGAACAGCGAUGCCUAUAGACUAGAGCUGCAGUUCAGCAUUCGUGAAACUGUGUGCACGAAAGCUUCAGGGAGAGACCCCUUCACAUGUGACUUCAAAAUGGGGCCUUUCGUGCCAACCGCUUUCUGCAGAAGUGUUGUGGAAGUCUCUGCUGAGGUGAUCUCAAACAUUAUCGUGCAGUGCAAUCGUGGCACAUCCAGCUCUGAAUCGAUGAGCAGCGAGGAGAUGAUGCACAUGCCGAUAAUGAACCCCUACAGGCGAGGCAGCAGUCGCAGAGAAGCCUUCCCUUCAAGGGGAAGAGGCCGCAGCCAUGGAGACUGGCAUAAACCCAGCUAUUUCAGCUCUGACAAGAUUGAAUAAUACGGUUUGGGGGAACUGCCACCACCAAGGAUGGAGUUGCGUGCCUACCAGCAGUGCCUGUGAG
This is a messenger RNA of Gymnogyps californianus (California condor), 634 nucleotides long. RefSeq names its product secreted phosphoprotein 2 (gene SPP2). Gene Ontology annotation, cellular component: extracellular region. Gene Ontology annotation, biological process: bone remodeling. NCBI's taxonomy places the organism in Eukaryota, Metazoa, Chordata, Aves, Accipitriformes, Cathartidae. The record is from RefSeq and is a predicted model, not a curated record. The transcript has 7 exons. Bases 28 to 570 code for a protein of 180 amino acids.